AUGAAUAUUGAAAUGACUUCGAUUAACGAUUACGUGUACACGCAAAAAAAAAAAUUAAAUUCUCAAUAUUCGUCUUAUAACAAUAUCGAUAACAGUGAUGAGUAUCAAUGUAAUAUCCCAGAAUCGUAUAAAAGAAUAACGAAUUGUCAUCAAUUUACAAAUCAAUUGUGUUAUAAAAUGAAAAUGGAAUUCGGACACGAAUUGCAAAAUCCUCACAAACCCCCCAGAAUGGAUUUUGAUUGGCCUGCAACCGAUCAAUUUACAAAAGUCGAUUGUUUGAGAGCAUUUAACAUAAUGAAACAAACGGUUUAUAAAGAAUUAUCGAAAUGCGAGGAAAUUACAAUGCAUGAUCCCUUAGGAUUAAGAAAAAAAUAUUAUUACGAACGUAGGCUUCAUUCACUCGAAAGGGAAAAAAUAAGGAGAUUAAAAAUAUACGAAAUAUUUAAUAAUAAUAAUAAUAAUAAUAAGUGUUAA
This is a messenger RNA of Pediculus humanus corporis (human body louse), 474 nucleotides long. RefSeq lists its product as uncharacterized. Lineage: Eukaryota; Metazoa; Arthropoda; Insecta; Psocodea; Pediculidae. The transcript has 2 exons. The coding region runs from base 1 to 474 and encodes 157 amino acids. The record is from RefSeq and is a predicted model, not a curated record.